Molecule: messenger RNA, 399 nt
Organism: Propithecus coquereli (Coquerel's sifaka)
Lineage: Eukaryota; Metazoa; Chordata; Mammalia; Primates; Indriidae
Product: eppin-like
Exons: 3
Coding region: 1-399 (132 amino acids)
Biological process (GO): negative regulation of peptidase activity
Cellular component (GO): extracellular region
Molecular function (GO): peptidase inhibitor activity
Source: RefSeq, a predicted model, not a curated record
AUGAAAUCUUCUGGACUUUUGAGCCUCCUGGUGCUAUGCAUCCUCUUCAUGAAUGCCCAGGGACCUGGUCUGAGCGAAUGGUUCGUUCCCAAGAAAUGCCCCAAAAUCAAAGAGCAAUGUGAAUUCCAAGAAAGGGACUCCUGUACAGAGGACAGAGAAUGCCAGGACAACGAGAAGUGCUGCAUCUUCAGCUGUGGAAAAAAAUGUUUAGAUCUCAAAAAAGUUCUCAACUCCGGGCUCUCUUGGCAGAUGUAUGCGCUAUGCCCAAAGAUAGUGGCCUGUGCAUGGCUUACUUUCCUCGUUGGUGGUACAGUAAGGAGAAUAAUACCUGCUCCAUUUUCAUCUACGGUGGCUGCCACGGAAACAAUAACAACUUCCAAACCAAAGCCAUCUGCCUGA